Messenger RNA from Echinops telfairi (small Madagascar hedgehog), 636 nucleotides. RefSeq names its product cysteine-rich DPF motif domain-containing protein 1. Lineage: Eukaryota; Metazoa; Chordata; Mammalia; Afrosoricida; Tenrecidae. The transcript has a single exon. Bases 31 to 402 code for a protein of 123 amino acids. The record is from RefSeq and is a predicted model, not a curated record.
UAGGAAACCACCUUGUCUAGCAGGAUUCAGAUGGCAUCUGAGACAGAGCACCUCCCCCUGGGUGUGUUCGAGUGUCAUCUGUGUGCUUUGUCAGCUCCAUACAGCUAUGUGGGGCAGAAGCCCCCCAACACCUGGUCUGUCUUCCUGCUGGAGGAGAGCUAUGUCCUGAAGGACCCUUUCACCGCCAACAAGGACAAAUUCCUUGUCCUUGGCUCCCGAUGCAACGUAUGUAGCAGGCUGGUGUGCAUGGGCCCGGAGUGCAGUGUGUUCUACGCCAAGAGAUUCUGCCUCCCUUGUGUCUGGGAGAACAUUGUUGCUUUCCCUCAGGAAAUCCGGCAAGACGUGGAGAAGCAGAAGACCACGGCAAAGAUGCCCUGCAGCAAGCCCAGCUUUCGGACCUGAGGGUAGUCGGUGCCAGGCCAACAGCCUGUGGGUGCCUCCCCAGUAGGCUGCCUUGCAGCCCCAGCUGCAGUGUCUCACUGCCCCUGGACUGUGUCUGCAGGCCAGGAGACUGGGGGAAGCUGGUCUAUAGCAGGAAGGGCCAGACCUCUGAGUAACUGCCAGGCCAGUAGGUGGAAAGUCUUGUGGCUCCAGUGUCGGUUGAAGCAUCUCAGCGCUAGUGUGGGCCUCCAGGUG